Molecule: messenger RNA, 1271 nt
Organism: Amoebophrya sp. A25
Lineage: Eukaryota; Dinophyceae; Syndiniales; Amoebophryaceae
Source: the annotation of a GenBank genome assembly
AUGAUGUCGUCUCUACCUCGAUGCUUGCUGCCGCUUGCAGCAGCUGCCUUUCUGAUGCAGUUGAACAUUACACCUGUGGAAAGCAUCUCUUCGCAACGACUUUUCGACAACAUGAGAACGGUUUUCCUGCAGCAAGAUCCCGCGGCAGGAGCUGGUGCUGCUGUUCCAGAGACCCCACCAGUGAACCACGAAGUAGACGCAGAGGAGUAUAACAAGGAGUGGCACAAUUAAGGCUAGUAGAUGGCAUCGGCACUCACUAUCUGGUAAAUAUAGCGUAUUCUGACGACAGCAGACAAGAACUGUGGUUGUCAAAAACAAAUAGAGAUAUACCCGGUAAAUUAGCGCUCCUCUAUGAGGUACUCUUUUGCUGGCUGACCUCAUCGGUAGUCACGUGCAACUACAAACGAGGUUCCAUGACAUGACACGUUCCCCUGCUACUUACUUCGCUGAAAGUGACGGGGAAACAGAACAACUGAACACCCAGCCAUAGAACAGGUAGUGAAUGUCUAGCGUUAACAUAAGGAGUUUAGAGAUGAGGCGUAUCCUUCGUCAGCAGCGAACAAAGAUCACCACCCGAUGAUGAAUGGAGAAGAUGCUGAUGCCAAAUUGCCUUGGGGAUGGGGAAGCGGAUGGUUCUGGUAAUAGAAAAAUUAGACAACAACAACACCAUCUUCGUCAAGUUCUUGUCUAUUGAAAAUCCUGUAUUAUCUGCGAAUAACAUCAUCAUCAAGUUGUACUAGAAGUAGUACAAACUUCGAUCAAAUAUGAAAAAUUGUGACAUCAACUACAACUUCCAGGCUUUCGGGAAUGGGAAUCGGCAGCCUUGUGGGUCUAGCAUUUUUUCCAACCUCGCCCUUUGUGGGAGUGUAAGAAAGGAAGGACUAGUGGUUUAUGACAGUGAAACAUCAUGUAUUUGUACAGACUCACAAUAUAAUGAAGAAGAUGAUUGAAAUACGGGUCGAACUUCACGGACAGACAGGCAAAAGAUGAAAAGAGCAAGAAAAGAUGAGGCUGCACAGCGUUUAAGCUUUCUCCCUUGUUGCACUAGAUGAGAAGUACUUGUUGACUUUGGUCAUUAUUUUUUCGUGCUAAAAUAAAACAUGGAUCAUGGACGACAACAUUUCUAGUAAUUUUUGCUGUUCAGAACCAGAAGACCAAGGUGGAGAGGAUGAAGCAAGGCCAUAACUUGGAGGGGUUAUUUUUUAAAGCAUGGCGUUGAAGAACAGAGAUCUACCGUUCCAGUUCUUCAUGAGACUUAGCACGAGUGCGAG